This is a messenger RNA of Gossypium arboreum, 1064 nucleotides long. RefSeq lists its product as uncharacterized. Gene Ontology annotation, biological process: protein folding in endoplasmic reticulum; autophagosome assembly. The transcript is spliced from 5 exons. Gene Ontology annotation, cellular component: membrane; EMC complex; endoplasmic reticulum. The record is from RefSeq and is a predicted model, not a curated record. Lineage: Eukaryota; Viridiplantae; Streptophyta; Magnoliopsida; Malvales; Malvaceae. The coding region runs from base 163 to 525 and encodes 120 amino acids.
AAAGUAAAGGUAGUGUAAUGGCAUUUAAUGGAAAGACGGAAUUAUAUAAGACUUGAUAAAAAAAUAAAAAUUUCGAGUGGGCUAUCUCGAAGUAAAUUCUUAGUAGAAGAAUACAGGAAAAAAAGGGUCUCGUAUUCUCCGAUCAUCUGGAAUUGACAGGUAAUGGCAGGACAGGGUAAUUCAAGUUCAUCUGACAAGAAAUCAAAGGAAGUUAUGAAUGAUGUAUCAACUUUUAGAGCAGAGAAUUUGCAGAAUAACAUGAAAGUUGUAUAUUACAGCCGAACAUUUUUGUCGAUAAUCGGAGGGGCUAUUUCUGGGAUUUUAGGGUUGACAGGCUGUAUGGGUUUUAUAUUGUAUUUCAUUGUCAUGGCAAUUACUUCAAUUGGACUCAUAGCAAAGGCAAAGUUCUCCCUUCAUUCUUAUUUUGAUUGCUGGAAUCGGAUUAUACUCGAUGGAUUCUUGGGUGGGCUUAUGUCAUUCGUGCUAUUCUGGACAUUUGCUUAUGAUAUCGUGCAUAUAUUCUGAGGAACUAUCUCCUAUGAUCUCGGCUGGAAAAGAAGCUGCUCUGUUUCCCUUGAUCCUGGCAUUUGCAAUCGGAUUCCAUGUUUUUGUUACCUUUUUGCAAUCGGAUUCCAUGUUUUUGUUACCUUUCUUCUUUUAGUUACUUUCUAUUGCAUUUUAUUUUCCAUUUUCCUUAAUUCCUAGAUUCAACAAAUCUUGGAAUAAAACGUAAACGUAAGGCAUAUUAAUUAAAGGCAAAUCUUUAUUUAAUAAGGAGGAUGUAAUGCAAACCAAUAUAAGUACGUUUUAGACAUGGUAACGAAUCAUGUAGUAACUAUAUCGUGUGUUUAGAAAACAAUAAUAGUGAACAAAAAUAACCAACCUCAAAUUGGAGGUUUUAUACCGACUUUAACCUUCCAUGUUCCGAGAUUCCGCAUGAUCUGAUCAACGAGACGUAUUCUCCUAUUGAAUUCUGCAAUUUUACGUUUCCAUUGUGAAGGAAAAUACUUCCAACGACACAGUGAUGAACAAGGUCAUGGUGGCUGCCUCCUACUAUCUCUAUA